Molecule: messenger RNA, 937 nt
Organism: Lolium rigidum
Lineage: Eukaryota; Viridiplantae; Streptophyta; Magnoliopsida; Poales; Poaceae
Product: very-long-chain (3R)-3-hydroxyacyl-CoA dehydratase PASTICCINO 2A
Biological process (GO): fatty acid elongation; sphingolipid biosynthetic process; very long-chain fatty acid biosynthetic process
Cellular component (GO): endoplasmic reticulum membrane
Molecular function (GO): 3-hydroxyacyl-CoA dehydratase activity
Source: RefSeq, a predicted model, not a curated record
GCAGGCAGUCAGUUAGCUGAGCAGCUGCAGCGGCAAUAACUGCCACCUCUGUCUGUCCGAGGGAUCCGAUCUCACCGGAUUCCGUCCCGAUUCCGGCAAGUGGUUGGCCAGCCGCCACCGCCACCGCCCAAUCCAAUUCCCGAUCCGAGCAGGACACCGUUGAGUAUUUGGCCGUCUCCGUGUGGCACUCAAUUUCUGAACUGAACCCAUCGGGCCUGACCUGAGUCGUCGUAUUCUCCUGGACCUCCUCACUGAAGCCCUCCAAAUAAUGGCGGCCGCCGCAUCGGCGCUUCGGCGGGUCUACCUCGCCGUCUACAACUGGGUCGUCUUCUUCGGAUGGGCGCAGGUGCUGUACUACGCGGUGUCGGCGCUGCUAGGGAGCGGAGGCCACGAGGCCGUCUACGCCGCCGUCGAGAAGCCUCUGCAGUUCGCGCAGACCGCCGCCGUCAUGGAGAUUCUUCAUGGGCUUGUAGGAUUGGUGAGGUCUCCGGUCUCUGCAACCAUUCCACAAAUUGGAUCCAGAUUGUUUCUUACAUGGGGCAUCUUGUGGAGCUUUCCUGAGACGCAGUCUCAUAUUCUCGUUACUUCCUUGGUCAUAAGUUGGUCCAUCACUGAGAUCAUUAGAUAUUCUUUCUUUGGUAUGAAGGAGGCACUUGGAUUUGCACCUUCUUGGCUUUUAUGGCUUAGGUAUAGCACUUUUAUGAUAUUGUAUCCAAUUGGUAUCCUUAGUGAAGUUGGACUAAUCUACAUUGCUCUACCCUACAUGAAGGCCUCCGAGAAAUAUUAUCUUAAGAUGCCUAACAAAUGGAACUUCUCCUUAGACUACUUCUACACAUCUGCUAUUGCCAUCGGCGCCUAUGUUCCAGGAGGGCCACACAUGUUCACUUAUAUGCUUGCCCAGAGGAAGAAGGCCCUGUCAAAGGCAAAGACUGCAUGA